This is a messenger RNA of Plasmodium knowlesi strain H, 903 nucleotides long. RefSeq names its product tryptophan-rich antigen. NCBI's taxonomy places the organism in Eukaryota, Apicomplexa, Aconoidasida, Haemosporida, Plasmodiidae. The transcript has 2 exons. The record is from RefSeq and is a predicted model, not a curated record. Bases 1 to 903 code for a protein of 300 amino acids.
AUGUUGUCAUACUCUAAAUCUUCCUCUGUUCCUUCGAAAUUAAUCAUCGCCUUAUUUUUAUUCUCCGCUUCUUUCCUUAUAAAUGAGGCCUCAGCAGCUUUUAGGGCGGUCCUGGACCAAUCUAUGAAUUACCUGUGCAAUGCAUUAGAAAAUGCGCAACAACCAGAAGCAAGAUCAGACCAAUGGAGACAAAAUGAAUGGAACAAGUGGGAAGAUAAGCUUGAAGAGGAAUGGGCAGAAUUCGAUGAAAAUUUAGAAGAUGAAAAGGAUGAACUAAUCAAAAUGAAUGAAAAGGAAUGGGGACCAUGGUUCGAAAGUACCAAGAAAAAAUGGAUGAAUUUCGGGAAAUAUAUAGAUGACAAAUAUAAAUGUGAAGUUUUAAAAGAAUCAUUAUAUUGGAAUGAAGUUGCUUGGAAAACAUGGAUUAAAACAGAAGGAAGAUCAUUUAUAGAAAAAGAUUUGUCAAUGUGGUUUGCUUCUAAGGAGUCCUAUCUAUAUCGAUGGGUUUCGAAAGAAUGGACCGAAUGGAAAAAUGAAAAAAUUAAGGAAUGGUUCAACAGUAAAUGGAAGCGUGAAGAAAAUGAAUACUGGACGAAAUGGGAGGAAAAAAAAUUAAAGAAAUCAAAUAAUUCAUCCAAAAUAGUAAAUACAAAAGAUUACAAGAAGUGGCUCAUGUGGAAAGAAAAAACACAGCAAGAACUGGAUAAUUGGCAUGAGUGGGCAGAGUUUAAAGAUAAUAUUUAUAUAAAUUCGAACUGGGAGAAAUGGAAACAGUGGAAAAAUGAAAAACGCAAGUUGUUUUAUAAUUGGGUGGAUUCUUAUGUGUGGAAAUGGAUAAAAGAAAAUCAGUGGAUUCCUUUAAUAGAAGAAAUAAAACAAUUAUCCCCGUCUAAAGCUGACUAA